UUUUGUUUCUUAAACCUUUCCCUUCCCUCGGACUCUCUCCUCCCUUGCUCCUCCUUCCCGGGCGGCGACGACUGGGCGAGCGGCGGCGCCAUUUGUCACGUCUUCGCCCAGCCCUUUGCCGGCGACGAGCAUCCACCAGGGGCUCGCUGGUUGUGCAAAUACCAACUUUUAGAUUAUUGAAAAUGGGAGCAUGAAAGGGUCAGGACGGUCAUUGAUUUUGGACAAACAAGAUCUUCCAUGGAACCAUCCUCACAGCCGCAGCCUGUGAUGGGUGUUGCUACUGGUGGAUCACAAGCUUAUCCUGCUGCCGCUGCCUAUGCGCCUCCAGCAAUGGUACCUGGAGCUCCUGCUGUUGUUCCUCCUGGCUCACAGCCAGCAGCACCAUUCCCCAAUCCGGCUCAACUCAGUGCUCAGCACCAGAUGGUCUACCAACAAGCUCAGCAAUUUCACCAACAACUGCAGCAACAGCAACAGCAGCAGCUCAGAGAGUUCUGGACUACCCAGAUGGAUGAGAUCGAGCAGACAACUGACUUCAAGAACCACACCUUGCCACUUGCAAGGAUAAAGAAGAUAAUGAAGGCUGAUGAGGAUGUGCGGAUGAUCUCUGCAGAAGCUCCUGUUGUCUUUGCGAAGGCAUGUGAGGUAUUCAUAUUGGAGCUGACAUUGAGAUCAUGGAUGCACACAGAAGAGAACAAGCGCCGGACCUUACAGAAGAAUGACAUUGCAGCUGCCAUCACUAGGACUGACAUAUAUGACUUCCUGGUGGACAUAAUUCCUAGGGAUGAAAUGAAAGAAGAGGGACUCGGGCUUCCAAGGGUUGGGUUGCCGCCUGCUGUGGGGGCGACGACUGAUAGUUAUCCACCAUAUUACUAUAUGACAGCACAGCAGAUGCCACCAGGAGGUGGAAUGAUAUAUGGUGGCCAGCAGGGUCACCCAGUUACGUAUAUGUGGCAGCAGCCUCAGGGGCAAGAGGAAGAGCCUCCUGAAGAGCAGCAGCAGCAACGAUCCGCCUGAAAGUAGCUAAGAGAUGAUACAGCUAAGCCUUGCAUGAUGAUCCCGAACCUAGGCCUCUAAACAAACGAUUUGGUUAUGUUAUUGUGCCCAUGAUUGCUGGCCGAGACGGUUAUUUGUCGUUAACUAGGAAAGAGUUUCCUAAUGGUAGUUUCAACUCGCGACGCUGCCAUGACAGCAUUAGAAAAAGAUUGUGAUUUGGUAGGCGAUUUGCAGCUAAUGUAGUAUGAUUACCAUUUUCUGUCUAAUCGAAUAUUCGAACUGCUGGGCCAAUGGAGGCCCUUUUAUGUGUUUGCCUCUUUUGCCGGCCA
Messenger RNA from Panicum hallii, 1322 nucleotides. RefSeq names its product nuclear transcription factor Y subunit C-4-like. Gene Ontology annotation, cellular component: nucleus. Gene Ontology annotation, biological process: regulation of DNA-templated transcription. The record is from RefSeq and is a predicted model, not a curated record. Lineage: Eukaryota; Viridiplantae; Streptophyta; Magnoliopsida; Poales; Poaceae. Gene Ontology annotation, molecular function: DNA-binding transcription activator activity, RNA polymerase II-specific; DNA binding; protein heterodimerization activity. The transcript has 3 exons. The coding region runs from base 238 to 1014 and encodes 258 amino acids.